Alternaria ethzedia is the source of this 1416-nucleotide messenger RNA. RefSeq lists its product as uncharacterized. The coding region runs from base 1 to 1416 and encodes 471 amino acids. Lineage: Eukaryota; Fungi; Ascomycota; Dothideomycetes; Pleosporales; Pleosporaceae. The record is from RefSeq and is a predicted model, not a curated record. The transcript is spliced from 2 exons.
AUGACUGUUAAUUUUCUAUACACCAUGAUGCAGUCGCUGCCAAACGAGCUGCUGGCUCAGAUCGCCUCGCAUCUCGCAGACCAAGCCCCAUCAAUCACCAAAUUCCACCACGAGCCGUCUUCGCAAUUAACGAACUCUGAUUCUAUACCCCUAAAGACCCUCUCCCUAGUGUCAUGGAGGUGGAGAAAGGUUGUGCUUCCGAUUCUUUUCCAAUACGCCCGUAUAGCACUGGACAAGGAAGCACUAUGGGUACCAAUGGAUGCGCGCCUCGUCGAUAGCAUGCAGGGAGAGCUAUCCAAGUUGAGUAACCACGAGUUCAUGAUCUACACAAAACUUCGCAGCAAAUUCAAGAGUACCUCUGGAUCUGCUUUCGAGCCGGCUAUGGACGACGUGCUUAUCCAACUGUGUCGCAUUCAGGACGGAGACGAAUUUCUCAAGGCGACACUGCGAGCUGCGUGGAUCCCGCAUCUUUCAACGGAUUUCGACAAAUUCACGCAAUUUGUCAGGCAGAAUGAUUUGAAACGCCACAUCAAGAGCUUGGUGGUGCAUACAGAUCAAGAAUACAACCUGUGGCAUGUAUCCACCGCUCACGACCACAUGCUGAGCUCAGUCACCGAUAUUUGGACAAAGACGUUUUCGUGUCUAAACCCUACACGUAUCGUUGUCGCUGCACCACCAAAAACCAUGGCCGCGCUGGUGGAUUCAGCCAUGGGCACCAACGACAACUGGGCUUUCGAGAUGAAGAUUCACUACAUCGAGCUUCUCCAGAAAGAGCCUCCACUUGACAAGACUCCGGAUAGCGAACCCCGGUAUUCUAGCUGCCAACUCCUACGACAAAGACCCUGGCACCACCUCGGCUACAACGAAGGCUCUUCCAUAACCGUAUACAGCACCUACGAAUUCCAUCUCAUGGUGCCGCCCCGCAUCCUCGAACUCCUCCUCUACCGUAUUGCCAGCUUUGCCAAGAAAACGGAAUUCUGCCGCCACUUUACAUCGUUUAGCUUCACUGCUGUCUUCCCCCUGCUAUCAGGCCUCACACCCAUACUGUGCGGCAUGCACAUGAUCCCGUCCAUCACCAAAGCCGCCUUCCAGCUCGCCCCCGGCCCCGAAAACGACCUCCUCAGCGACGCGAGUAAGCGGCGUAAAGCCCAGUCUUCGGACUUCUGGUCCGAGUGGCGCAUGGGAUAUAAACAGAUUGGUGAUUUUGAGUUCUUUAGGCAGGGGAAGAUGGGGGGCGCGAAGAGUGCGUGUAAGACGUUGAUGGAGAUUGUGAGUAGGGACUGUUAUACGGGACAGUUGAAUGAUGAGGUUACGGAGGCUGUGGAGGGGGGUUUGGAGAAGGAUGUGUUUGGGUGGAAGGGGGAUGGGGUGGGGAGAUGGGUUAGGGAUAUGGAGGAGGGGGAGCACCGAAUAUAG